AUGAUCCAUAUUCUUGUACGACUAUGGAUACUAGCAACAGCUGUUCAUGCUAGUCAUUACAAAGGUGGCUUAAUUAAUUGGAAACCCGUUGAUCCAUAUACCAAUUCCAGUAGUGUUGAAGUUAUCUUUUAUCAAUCACAUUCAUGGACAUUGAGUCGUCUCAAUUGCGAUCAAGCACUGAUCGAUAAUUUAGGUUUCUAUGCAGAUGGAUCUAUUUUCACCAAUGAACCAUUUAUUGCAUGCCAAUCAACUGGAGGCUGUUCAGGAACAGGAUUUACCCGUAUUUCUUCCAUCACGUAUUGUACUGAUUUUUCUGACGCUGUACAGAUUAGUAGUGGAGCUUUGAUUUCAAGAAGGACUUUGGACCGUAAUACGGACAUUCUAGUUGGAUUUAAUGGAAAUUCUUGGGCUGACGUAAUCAAACAGCCGUCCAACGCUAACGCGAUUUAUUGGCGUGUGAUUACUCAUAUUGAUCUCACACAAAAAUAUCCUAUCAACUCAUCACCAGUUACUGGAUCUCUGCCUCUUAUUCGUGUCAUCGAAGGACAAACAGCCAUUAUUCAGAUUCCAGCAGCUGAUUGGGAUCGAACUGAUGAUAUUCGUUGUCGCUGGGCUAGUAGUUCAGGUCCUGCUGGAAAUGAAUGUGGUGAUAUAUUGAACUCUUCUUUUAUUAGGCUCAUUUAUACUUAUCAACCAGCAUUGGGAGCUUGUAGUGUCAUACCGGCAGUCAUUGGUGAUCGUCCUAAUCGAGCUUGUAUUGGCGUUUUACCUGGUGUACAACAUGUUGAACGUAUUGUUGCUGCUGUUUAUUGUACUGGUGAUUACAUCACUGAAUUCAUCACUAUUUCACCUUUGUAUAUGAAGAAAACAACUAUAACUGCUGUUAGUGGUACUACUAAUCAAUGGUAUAUCACACUUACAUGGACACCAACAACUGAUCAGAUAGGACCUCAAGUAAG
Molecule: messenger RNA, 959 nt
Organism: Rotaria sp. Silwood2
Lineage: Eukaryota; Metazoa; Rotifera; Eurotatoria; Philodinida; Philodinidae
Source: the annotation of a GenBank genome assembly